CGCUCAUUACCCCAUUCGUCUCCCGGCCACGAGAACCACACGCGCGCGACAUACUCUUCUUCUCCCUGCAAUCCCGGUCCAUUGGCUCCCACGCCUCGCCCAUCUACCUCGCCAGCAAUUGUCGCCAGACACUCGCCUCUGAUCCCUCCCGCUCCGCUUGCCUUUAUACCCCCGCGCCCGUCCUCCACUGUAGUCGCUCCAGUCCUCACACACCUCAUCCACAAUGUCUGCGCCGUACGAGAUCCGUAACAACGAUACCGGUAGAAGCAAGAAGCAGAGCAUGGCCGAGCUGAAGCUGCGCCGUCUCAAUGAGCUCAACCAGAGACUGCAAGAGGACCUGAACCGUAGAAGAAUUCCUGUUUCCGAGGCAUCCAUGGACCUAAUUGCUUUCACCGACAAGGAGCCCAAGGACUUCAUGGUUCCCAGCCGCUGGGGCACCAUCGACAAGCGCGACGACCCCUACGCCCCCCAACAGUCUGGCGGAUGCUGCAUCAUUAUGUAAAGCAGUUCUCCUUUUCCUUUUACAAGAGACAUCAUACCGGGUUACCAGCACUGGCGUUUUCGGUGGAGAGUGGCGGUUCGUGUUUCAACUUAAUCAUCUUUUUUCCUUUCUUUCAUCCUGAGCAAGAGACGGCAGCACGGUAGACUGGCUGUGCGCUCCCGGGAGG
Messenger RNA from Aureobasidium pullulans EXF-150, 668 nucleotides. RefSeq lists its product as uncharacterized. Lineage: Eukaryota; Fungi; Ascomycota; Dothideomycetes; Dothideales; Saccotheciaceae. Bases 224 to 502 code for a protein of 92 amino acids. The record is from RefSeq and is a predicted model, not a curated record. Gene Ontology annotation, molecular function: G-protein beta-subunit binding. The transcript is spliced from 4 exons. Gene Ontology annotation, biological process: G protein-coupled receptor signaling pathway. Gene Ontology annotation, cellular component: heterotrimeric G-protein complex.